ACAAUUACACUCCCUGCCCCUAACAAAUUUCCGGCCUCUUCUCCGGAACUGAACGAUCGAGCUCAGCAGAUCAGCGGGAAUGUUUGGGACGGCGAUAAGAUUCCUAGCGAAGAAGCCAAAGCCGAAGAUGAAGCCGAUCGAGCUGAAAACGCCGCCGGAGCAGACUCAGACGAUCACCCGAACCAUCUUCGACGUCGUCAAGGAGCACGGCCCGCUAACCAUCGCAGACACCUGGGAACACCUCAAGGGAGUUGGCCUAAAAGGAUUGACAAGCAAAAGGCACAUGAAGAUAAUCCUGCGAUGGAUGAGGGAAAGGCAAAAGCUGCGGUUAAUCUGCAACCAUGAUGGCCCUCAUAAGCAAUUCCUCUACACCACCUGGUUUACCAAUCCAAAAGCCAUGCCUUCCUCUGUACCAAGCAAGAGUUCUUCAUUGCAUAAGCAGAACAAAUCUUGGUCUUUUCCCCUACUGAGCAGAGGUUAGAAGCAAAACCUUUUUUUAACUAAUGGGUUUUAUGGUUUAGAAGCAUUAGAAGUAUAUUGUACUUAAUUGUUUCUGUAUUUUAACUAUUUUGAUGAUUUGAUUUGAAAUAAAAGGAAUAUAAUGUAGAAUUUGAGGGAUUGAAAUAUUCUUUAAGCUCUUA
Molecule: messenger RNA, 641 nt
Organism: Dendrobium catenatum
Lineage: Eukaryota; Viridiplantae; Streptophyta; Magnoliopsida; Asparagales; Orchidaceae
Exons: 2
Coding region: 80-481 (133 amino acids)
Source: RefSeq, a predicted model, not a curated record